UGUUUUACGCACGUAGAACUUUUGGUACGAGGAUAUAAUGACAAUGUUCGCUUGUUUUGUUCGUUUAUCAGGCUGGAAAGCCAUGCGGGCUGAGAAGAGAUGGCACAUAUUGUUGAGUAUGAUUCUUUUGCUCAUCACCUCCAGCCAGUGCAUGGACAGCAAGGAGGUGAAGGAGACGGAAAGGAAAACUCUUCUUAAUCUAAUCCUGCAAGUGAUCAGGGACAAGCCCGCGUCCAGACGCAUCACCAGUGGCCUCUACUCUGUCUCUCAAGAUGUUAAGUUUUCCUCACGUGAAAAGACUGCACAUUUGUCCAAGCCGGACAACAGCAGACCAAUAGAUAUUGUCCCAAGAGACAUAAGCAUGAAAGACAAAUUUAUAGAACAUUUUACAGCAGGACCAGUCAAGUUUCCAUCUGAAUGCAGGACACAUUUCCAUAGAAUUUAUCACAACACAAGGGAUUGUUCCAGACCGACAUAUUAUAAAAGAUGUGCACGAUUGCUAACAAGGCUAGCUAUGAGUCCCCUUUGCACACAAUCAUAGAAACCGCAUGUCCUGAGGAUGUAAAAGAAGAAACUCCAGAGAUGUUGGAGUAAAUUAUUUUUUCCAAGGAAGUGCCUUCAAAUCAUUGCAAUUAACUGUCAUUGUUUUUAUUUUCUGUCAUUUCCAUUUCCACAGUAUAAUUAUUAAUAAUAAUAAUAAUAAUAAAAUAUUUUUUGCUUUUUACCAUAAUUUAUGUUUGUUAAAUGCUUUAAAAAUGUAGUUUUUUAAUAGCUUUGCUUUUUAUAUUAUGAGUUUUAAGGAAAGUAUUAUUUAUCAUUGCAGCCAAUUAUUUAUUUAAAUGACCUGUAAAUAUUCUGUCCUAAUUACAAGAGAGGAUAUUUGAAUAUGUAUCUCAUUAAGCCAUUAUUACUCUUAAAUAUAUUUGUCCCAAAUGUAUUGUUUCUAAUGCAAAUCUAAAAAUAUUUCAUCCAUUACACUUAAAAAAUAUAUAUUUGUGUAGGCCUAUAUGAAAGUUUCGUACCAUGCUGUCAUUUUCAUGAUAUCUACCAUUGGCACUUAUAGAAAUUCAAAUUAUGAAUUAUUUCAAAUUAUGAAAACACAUUGUUUGUUUGAUAACAAUGGUAAAAUUGCACUGAUGCUUUGAACGAAUUAAAACAUUCAAGCACUA
Messenger RNA from Rhinichthys klamathensis goyatoka, 1169 nucleotides. RefSeq names its product ALK and LTK ligand 1 (gene alkal1). Bases 38 to 541 code for a protein of 167 amino acids. Gene Ontology annotation, biological process: positive regulation of ERK1 and ERK2 cascade; positive regulation of ERK5 cascade. The record is from RefSeq and is a predicted model, not a curated record. Gene Ontology annotation, molecular function: receptor tyrosine kinase binding; receptor signaling protein tyrosine kinase activator activity. NCBI's taxonomy places the organism in Eukaryota, Metazoa, Chordata, Actinopteri, Cypriniformes, Leuciscidae. The transcript is spliced from 5 exons.